AUGGAGAAAUUUUUUGAAACCUUGACGUGUUCUGAGGAGUCUAAAAAGAAGGUUGCGGUGUAUUACUUAGACAAAGAUGCGGCAGAAUGGUGGGAGAGUAGGGAUCGCCAAGUAGGACAUCUCGUCACCACUUGGGCGGCGUUCAAAAAAGAAUUUGAACGCAAGUAUUUCACCACGGAGUCCAAGCGAAGGCUUCAACGUCAGUUUGCUAACCUAGUACAAGGAGACAAGACAGUUAGAGAAUAUGAAUCUGAGUUCAUGCGACUACGACAACACGUUCUGCGAGGACAAGAUGAUGAAGAAACCAUGAUAUCUAACUUUAUGUUUGGUCUAAAACCAGAGUUAGAAAAUAGACUGGCAGUCGGGAACUACGAGAGUCUGACCGAGCUAGUGGAAAAGGCUACGAAUGUGGAGAUCGGAUUAGAAGCUGAGAAGGCGGCAAGUAAGAAAUGUAAGCAGCAUCAAGAAGUAAAAUAUGGUGGAAACCAAAGAUCAUUUAAGGGUAAAGAUAAGGAAAAGGAAUCGGGAGGGCCAAGUCGACGAUCUCUGUUCACAGGAAAAUGCUUUAAAUGUGGCAAGAUAGGCCAUAAGUCAAGUGAAUUCUUCGGGAAGAAACCUGGAUUCUUUCAGUCAAACUCAUACAAUCCUACAUGCUACACGUGUGGAAAGAAAGGACACAUCUCUACCCAGUGCAGCGUCAAUCGUCCUAUCCCAGCUACGCCAAUCACUGUUCAUCCUCCCCCAGCUCCACCUGCAAUCGCACCAGCGCCAAAAAGGCAAUCUAUAGGAGGUAGAGUUUACGCUUUAGAACUAGAUGAUACUAAACCUCCAGGCCAAUCUACGGGUCCCAUCAGAGGAACUUUACAUGUUGCAGGGCGUCCCACACAUGUAUUGUUCGACUCUGGGGCAACACAUAGUUUUGUGACCCCUGAGGUAGCUGCCGAGUUUGUGGGUUUAUUUGUGAUUGACAAGAUGGAUGUGGCUGUAAUGACUCCCGGAGACCAAACCCUCCAAGCAAGAGAAUGCAUCAGAAGUGUUCUGCUAUCGGGCUCAAUUAGAUUGUGGAAAAGGUCGUAUUUUGUUCAAGGAGAACGGGCAACGACAAUUAGUGUUUUACGGGAUCAGUCCAAGCAAGUAUGUGUCUUUAGUAGCUGUCUUGAGAGUGAAAAUUUGCUUAAGGAUGGAGAAGCGUAUCUGGUAACAGUAAUUGCUAGUGAAGGACCCACUGGAAGCGGAGUCGAAAUUAAGGAUAUUGUGGUAGUACAGGAGUUUGAGGAUGUAUUUGCAACGUUGAAAGAGUUACCUCCACCUCGGAGUAACGCUUUCACAAUUAACUUGGAACCUGAAUCGAAGCCGAUAGCAAAGGCUCCCUACCGCAUGGCACCUGCAGAGUUAGCAGAGUUGAAGAAACAGCUUGAAGAUUUAAUGGAGAAAGGAUUCAUAAGACCUAGCUCUUCACCAUGGGGAGUUCCGGUCUUAUUAGUCAAGAAGAAGGAUGGUAGCAUGCGGCUUUGCAUUGAUUAUUGA
Messenger RNA from Brassica napus (rape), 1527 nucleotides. RefSeq lists its product as uncharacterized. The coding region runs from base 1 to 1527 and encodes 508 amino acids. Gene Ontology annotation, biological process: proteolysis. The transcript is spliced from 3 exons. Gene Ontology annotation, molecular function: aspartic-type endopeptidase activity; zinc ion binding; nucleic acid binding. The record is from RefSeq and is a predicted model, not a curated record. Lineage: Eukaryota; Viridiplantae; Streptophyta; Magnoliopsida; Brassicales; Brassicaceae.